Messenger RNA from Arabis nemorensis, 408 nucleotides. The record is from the annotation of a GenBank genome assembly. Lineage: Eukaryota; Viridiplantae; Streptophyta; Magnoliopsida; Brassicales; Brassicaceae.
AUGCUCUUAGGUAUCUAUUACAAAUGCCCUAAUCCUGGGGUAUCUGAUCCUCUCUAUGAUUAUACAAGUUUUCUUAACUGUGAUAAUGAUGUUGCUUGGCCAAGUUACUUUCUCGUGUCCUCUUCAUAUCCUGUGGAUAGAGCUAGGUUAAGACUAAGAGCAUCGUGUGGAAGAAACGUCAAUAUUCCGGUCUCUCGAUCUGCCUUGAUGAGGGUAGAAGAUGGAUAUCAGAGUAUGGAGACUCUAAGGAUGGUUCUUGAUAUGGGUUUCAACCUUAGACUCAACAGUGACUGUUCGCAAUGCGUAACAUCAGGAGGAGCUUUUGUGGUCAUAAUGACAGCUCGAGAGCAUUCGUCUGCUACUGUAUGGACCACCCUCAUGAGCAUACUUGCAAUUCUGAGAUACUAA